AUGACUCUCGGAAAGCUCACGUUGGUUAUGGCCAGUGCCUACGCCGUCGCCAAGCUGCUCGAGAGGGGUGGCGAUCAGUUCCCCACUCGCCUCGCCGGACGCCCCGCCCACCACGGCCGUCGAUCGCGCCGUUAUCAGGACGACUAUCGCUCCUCUACCUCUAGCUCGCGGCACAGCAGCUCGCCGGAGAGGAACACCCGCCGCCAAUCUCGUAGAUAUGAAUGA
Messenger RNA from Colletotrichum godetiae, 225 nucleotides. RefSeq lists its product as uncharacterized. The transcript is spliced from 2 exons. Bases 1 to 225 code for a protein of 74 amino acids. Lineage: Eukaryota; Fungi; Ascomycota; Sordariomycetes; Glomerellales; Glomerellaceae. The record is from RefSeq and is a predicted model, not a curated record.